AUGGCUGCGGUUCAAGCUCUCGUCCUGACCCACACCAAUCUUGUCAUUGCCACACCCUCGCUUAGACUUCAGGAGCAACCUCCCCGAAGACUCGCCAUCACUGCGGCAAAGCGCCACCGGCGGCCGGGAGUGCACCACCGAGGCCCCGCGCUCGAGAAGGCGACAUUUCCGCAGGGCUACGGCGCUGCGCCCGAGACGCCUCCGCAGAGCGCGAUGGCCGCCAAGGCGGAGGAGGUGAAGCCGCCGGCGGCGGAGGCGCGGAUGGAGGAGGAGCGCCCCGCGUGGCACGAGUCGAUGAAGGGGCAGCUGUUCUGGUUCAUGCGCACCCUCGGAACCAUCGUCGAUUAG
Molecule: messenger RNA, 348 nt
Organism: Closterium sp. Naga37s-1
Lineage: Eukaryota; Viridiplantae; Streptophyta; Zygnematophyceae; Desmidiales; Closteriaceae
Source: the annotation of a GenBank genome assembly